This is a messenger RNA of Dendrobium catenatum, 1887 nucleotides long. Its product is annotated as cytochrome P450 78A5. The coding region runs from base 149 to 1660 and encodes 503 amino acids. The record is from RefSeq and is a predicted model, not a curated record. Gene Ontology annotation, molecular function: heme binding; oxidoreductase activity, acting on paired donors, with incorporation or reduction of molecular oxygen; iron ion binding. Lineage: Eukaryota; Viridiplantae; Streptophyta; Magnoliopsida; Asparagales; Orchidaceae. The transcript has 2 exons.
UCAGUCCCGCCUUUUGGUUCUCUUCUUGCUCCCCGUUGCUCUCUUCCAAGAAUACGCCGGCAACCGUCAAAAAUCUCAUUUUUUUCCCAACUCUUCCAUAAAAACAACCCAAAAUCUCAUCUUUCUUCCACUCCUCCAAAACUCGCCAAUGUUUCCCCCCGCCGACGACUCCCCUUCUAUCCUCGUUCUCCUCCUCCCCAACACUACUGCCUUCUCCUUCCAUCUCCUCCUCCUCUUCCUCUCCGCUGCCUUUCUUUUCUUUCCUGGAGGCAUCGCAUGGACUCACCGAUCGCACAUUCCAGGCCCCAGCUCCCUUGCUGCCGCCGUCGCCCUCUCCUCCACCACCGCCCACCGUGCCCUCGCCGCUCUCUCCAGUUCUCUCGCCGCCAACCGCCUCAUGGCUUUCUCUCUUGGCUUCUCCCGUUUUAUCAUCUCAAGCCACCCUGAAACUGCCAAAGAGAUUCUCAAUUCCUCCGCUUUUGCUGACCGUCCAGUUAAGGAAUCUGCCCGCGAGCUUCUCUUCCAACGCGCAAUGGGAUUUGCCCCAUUUGGUGAGUAUUGGAGGAAUCUGAGGAGAAUCUCCGCCACGCAUCUCUUCUGUCCGCAGCGUAUUGAGGCUUUUGGUGAUCGCCGGCGGGAGAUUGGGGAAUGGAUGGUGGAGGAAGUUAGAGUUUUGAUGGGGAAGCAGGGGAAGGUGGAGAUGAAGGGGGUUUUGCAUUUUGGGGCUUUGAAUAAUGUUAUGAUGAGUGUGUUUGGCAAAAAAAUUGAUUUUGAUAAGGGUGAGGGGAUUGAGCUGGAGAAGAUGGUGAGGGAAGGGUAUGAACUUCUUGGGAUUUUGAAUUGGGCUGACCAUUUGCCUCUUUUUCGGUGGAUGGAUUUGCAGGGUGUGAGGAGAAGGUCCAGGAUUUUGGUUGGAAAGGUUAAUGUGUUUGUUGGGAAGAUUAUAGAAGAGCAUAAAAUGAGAAGAAGGAUUAAUGGGUUUGGGGACUUUGUGGAUGUGUUGCUUGAUUUGGGGAAGGAGGAGAUCUCUGAUUCUGACAUGGUUGCUAUUCUCUGGGAGAUGAUAUUUAGAGGAACUGAUACAGUAGCUAUUCUUUUGGAAUGGAUAUUGGCAAGAAUGGUACUGCACCCAGACAUCCAAGCCAAUGUUCAAGCUGAGAUUGAUGCCUAUGUCGGCAAGUCCCGGGUUGUUUCUGAUGCCGACAUUCCCAACCUCCAUUAUCUUCAAUCCAUAGUUAAGGAGUCUCUCCGAAUGCAUCCUCCAGGCCCUCUCCUGUCUUGGGCUCGUCUUGCCAUCCAUGAUGUUCAUGUUGGUAAUUACUUCAUUCCUGCAGGCACCACUGCAAUGGUGAACAUGUGGGCGAUCACCCACGACGAAUCUAUUUGGUCUGAUCCUGAUGAAUUUAAGCCAGAGAGAUUCUUGACAAAUCAUGUGAGCAUAAUGGGAUCUGAUUUAAGGAUGGCGCCAUUUGGUUCAGGCAGAAGGGUUUGUCCAGGGAAGGCUAUGGGCUUGGCAACAGUUCACCUCUGGCUUGCUCAGCUUCUUCAGUCCUUCAAGUGGUUGCCAUCAAUUAGUGGGGUGGACUUGUCAGAAUGCUUGAAGAUGUCACUUGAGAUGAAAAAUCAUUUAGUUUGCUGUGCAGUUCAUAGGGAUCCAUGAAUAUCUUGCAAUGCAGCUUAUCCUGGGAGAUCAUACUGUUGCUUAAUCACCAUGUUUUUUAAUCGAUGGCUAGGUUUGGCAUAAACUUGUUUUCAGUAUUCUGUUUUGUCUUAGUGUUGGUAAGAAGGGCUUGUCAUGUGUUCAAAGAUAAUGUAGAAGGUUAUGUUGCAUAAUGUAGUUGUAAACAGCUUUCCAUGAUAUACAUAAAAGUUAGCUUUUUUUUUUAA